AUGGACUAUAUUAGUUCCAAUGUUCUGACAAAGAGCGGAAACCGAAUCCCGAACACUACCAAAAGGUUAUUUCUGACGGACGAAGACUGGAGUUCUACCUUGGUAAUUGCCAUAACUUUGGUUUCUAUCAUUAUUGUAUAUUUUCAAUUUUUCAGAUCCAAGUUUUUAGAUGCAAAAAGUUCAAAAAUACCAGUCAAGAGCGUUGCAAAGGACUUUUCCUGGGACCUGGUAACGCCGCUCAAAUCUUACCCGUUCAAAAACAAGGAGUACAAGCUUACUAUGGGGAUCCGCAACGUUGAUCCUCAAGAUUGGCUUUUAGUUGAGCCGUCAUACAAAACUCAAUUGGAAGAAAAACGUAAAAUUUUGACGAAUACUCACCUGCGUUAUCCUCCAGAAAAGGACCUCACGUCGCUGACAUUGUUUGUAACGAAAGAAGCGGUCCCCGCAAUCCACGAAUUCUAUGAUAUAGUGGUGAAUUACAUGUGCACAAAGUACCCGAUGCAUUUCACCAAAAAGGGCUCAUUUCUCCACAACUCAAUUACAAACGAAACCGUCCCCUAUUCGGCUUCGAAGAAUAUCAAUGCUGAGACCCACUUGCUCAACUUGGCCAGAACCAUCCAGGAAGAUUUCAUCAUUUUGCUAAAAGAUCCAAGCCGUGAGGAUGAAAAAGACGGCACCGAGUACUUCUUUAAAGGAGGUGUAUUUGCAUUUGCUGCAGGGUUUGACCCCAAAACUCGCUUCAACACACCUCUCUCAUUCGUGCACCAUCCCAUUCCGGGGUACGAAGAGAAACUUAAGCUCUCUAUGAACCGUUUUUUCACUCGAAUCGAACCUGGUCAGUUCGUCACAAGGAGCAACUUUUCAGUCCAAACUCACGACUUAUACUAUGUUGACGAUGCAAAUAAGGGACACAACUUGCCUGAGGAUUACGACCAGAAACCAAUUCCCUUCAACGAGCUUGAUUUUGAUACUCAGGUUCAUUAUCGAAGUGAACGACAAGUUCUCACCAAACUUCCGAAAUCAAAGGCAGUUGUGUUCACGAUUAGAACUUACCUAGAACCCAUCAGUGCUCUCAAAAAGGAGGGACCGGAAGUUUGUGAUAGACUUAUUGGUGCCAUUAAUGGUUUUCCUCAUGAUAUUGCAACAUAUAAACGGGCCUACGAAUGGGGACCUCCGGUCAAGCAGUAUUUGCUGCAAAACGAUUCAGCUUUAUAA
Molecule: messenger RNA, 1215 nt
Organism: Meyerozyma guilliermondii ATCC 6260
Lineage: Eukaryota; Fungi; Ascomycota; Pichiomycetes; Serinales; Debaryomycetaceae
Gene: HRQ2
Product: Hrq2p
Exons: 1
Coding region: 1-1215 (404 amino acids)
Source: RefSeq, a predicted model, not a curated record